AACUGCUCUAUACUAUUCUGCCUCUGCAGUCUCAAGCGCCACUCCUUCCCUUUCCCUUUCCCCCGCCCUUCCCUUCCCUGCGCAUGCGCUGUUGGCCCUUCCUCUCCCCCUCGUGUCUGGGCGGUCAUGCCGAAAGCCAAGCGGGAGCGAGGGGCCUCCUCCUUGGCGGGCAGCGUUCCUCUGGCCGAGCAGAUCCUACAGGGCGAGGCGGUGAAGCCCGGGCGGCGGGUGAAGCGGCGGGGCAAAGCCGGGCAGCAUGGCGGGGAAGCGGGAGAAGAGGAAGAGGAGUACGUGGACGAGCGGCUCUCUCGGAAGAUUCUGGAGCAGGCGCGGAUCCAGCAGGAGGAGCUGCAGGCCGAGCAUGGCUUUUCCGGCAGAGAGGAGCCCAAGAGGAAGACCACCGUCCUGGGAUCCAGAUCCAAGGAUGGAGAUUCAGAUACAGAUGAUGAGGAAUGGCCAUCACUGGAGAAAGCUGCAGCCAUGGAGAAGGGAGAGUAUUGUGAGGAGAUGACUGUGAAUCCCGAUGAUGAAAAAGCCAUUGAAAUAUUCAUGAAUAAGAACCCACCACUGAGGCGCACCUUGGCAGACAUUAUAAUGGAGAAGAUUACAGAGAAGCAGACAGAAGUGGAGACUGUGAUGUCAGAAGUAUCUGGCCAUCCCAUGCCACAGCUUAAUCCUCGGGUCCUAGAGGUCUACAAGGGUGUCAGAGAAGUGUUGUCUAAAUACAGGAGUGGAAAACUUCCCAAAGCCUUCAAAGUCAUCCCAGCAUUAUCCAACUGGGAGCAGAUCCUCUAUAUCACAGAGCCAGAAACGUGGACAGCAGCUGCCAUGUACGAGGCGACAAGAAUCUUUGCUUCGAAUCUCAAAGAGCGAAUGGCCCAGCGGUUCUAUAAUCUGGUCCUUCUCCCGAGAAUCAGGGAUGACAUUGCUGAAUAUAAACGGCUCAACUUCCAUCUCUAUAUGGCAUUGAAGAAGGCGCUUUUCAAACCUGGAGCCUGGUUCAAAGGUAUCCUACUCCCCUUGUGUGAGUCGGGAACAUGCACGCUGCGGGAAGCCAUCAUAGUGGGCAGCAUCCUUGCCAAGUGCUCUAUCCCUGUCCUUCAUUCUGGGGCGGCAAUGCUAAAGAUUGCUGAGAUGGAGUACAGCGGCGCCAACAGCAUCUUCCUCCGCCUGCUCAUUGACAAAAAGUAUGCCUUGCCUUUCCGGGUGGUGGAUGCCCUGGUCUUUCACUUCUUAGCCUUCCGGACAGACAAGCGCACCUUGCCUGUCCUGUGGCAUCAGUGUCUCCUGACCUUUGCUCAGCGGUACAAAGAGGAUCUUUCUUCAGAGCAGAAGGAAGCCCUUUUGGAGUUGCUCAAGUCCCACAGCCAUCCCCAGAUCUCUCCAGAGAUUCGCAGAGAGCUUGUGAACUCCAAGUGUCGGGACACAGAGGGAAUGCAGCCCAUGGCAGUUGAGUGAAUCAAGGAUGGGAAUGUGGACUCUGUGUAUUGGACACCGCAAAUGCUGCGGUUUUGUUUGGACUGGAACUUGUUAAGUCAAAGGCAGCCAUUGCUUUGGUUUUGAGGCUCCAUCACAAUGUAAAAUAAAUGGGAUUUGUGUCAUCUCCAGUACAAAAGACAGGCACGUUUUCCUCAUGAAGGAGUCCAGGUGCUUGUAAUUGUUUCCUAUAGCAUUCAUGGUGCUUACCAUUCACAUGCAUUCACGGUGAUGCAGGUCUGUUUUAGAGAAUAGGAUCCUUCCUAUGAUGGUGAAACUGCUUCACAGUAGAGUUAUCCAGUUCUAAGAGACCUGUGCUGCCUGAGAGUUUGCUGUGAUCACUAGUGUCUUGUAAGUUCUGGAGAAAUGCAUAUCUUAUGCACAUAAUAAAAGUGAAAACAUGUA
Anolis carolinensis (green anole) is the source of this 1881-nucleotide messenger RNA. RefSeq names its product bystin like (gene bysl). Gene Ontology annotation, molecular function: snoRNA binding. The transcript has 7 exons. Lineage: Eukaryota; Metazoa; Chordata; Lepidosauria; Squamata; Anolidae. The record is from RefSeq and is a predicted model, not a curated record. Gene Ontology annotation, biological process: rRNA processing. Gene Ontology annotation, cellular component: cytoplasm; nucleolus; preribosome, small subunit precursor. The coding region runs from base 127 to 1458 and encodes 443 amino acids.